Molecule: messenger RNA, 1266 nt
Organism: Mustela lutreola (European mink)
Lineage: Eukaryota; Metazoa; Chordata; Mammalia; Carnivora; Mustelidae
Gene: CLDN3
Product: claudin 3
Exons: 1
Coding region: 259-915 (218 amino acids)
Biological process (GO): bicellular tight junction assembly; cell adhesion
Cellular component (GO): plasma membrane; bicellular tight junction
Molecular function (GO): structural molecule activity
Source: RefSeq, a predicted model, not a curated record
GCCCAGGGCCAGCCCAGUCGCCGCCGCCCGCCCACAAAGCCACAGGCAGGUGCAGGCACUGCCGAGGCGCGAGCCGGCAGAGCGGAGCCGUUAGCCCGCGCCGUCCGUGCGUCCGUCCGUGCGCCCGUCCGUGCGUCCGUCCGCUGAGGCCUCCGUCCGUCGGCGCGCGGCAGCUCCGGCCCAGGCGCAGCGGCCACGGCCCCUCGUCGUCCCGCACCCUGAGCCGCCCGGCAGAGCCGGCUUCGGCGCGCGGCAGCCAUGUCCAUGGGCCUGGAGAUCACGGGUACCUCGCUGGCCGUGCUGGGCUGGCUGAGCACCAUCGUGUGCUGCGCGCUGCCCAUGUGGCGGGUGACGGCCUUCAUCGGCAGCAGCAUCAUCACGGCGCAGAUCACCUGGGAGGGCCUGUGGAUGAACUGCGUGGUGCAGAGCACCGGCCAGAUGCAGUGCAAGGUGUACGACUCGCUGCUGGCGCUGCCCCAGGACCUGCAGGCGGCCCGCGCCCUCAUCGUCGUGUCCAUCCUGCUGGCCGCCUUCGGGCUGCUCGUGGCGCUGGUGGGCGCCCAGUGCACCAACUGCGUGCAGGACGACACGGCCAAGGCCAAGAUCACCAUCGUGGCGGGCGUGCUCUUCCUGCUGGCCGCCGUGCUCACGCUGGUGCCGGUGUCCUGGUCGGCGAACACCAUCAUCCGGGACUUCUACAACCCGCUGGUGCCCGACGCGCAGAAGCGUGAGAUGGGCGCGGGGCUGUACGUGGGCUGGGCGGCCGCCGCGCUGCAGCUGCUCGGGGGCGCGCUGCUCUGCUGCUCCUGCCCGCCGCGCGACAAGAAGUACGCGCCCACCAAGAUCCUCUACUCCGCGCCGCGCUCCGCCGGCCCCGCCACCAGCACCGCCUACGACCGCAAGGACUACGUCUGAGGCGCGGCCGCGGGGAGACCCCAGCACCCCCACCCCUCGCGCGGGAGCGCCCACCAGCCCGGCGAGCAGCCUCCCGUCGGAGACCAGCCCACCCCACGCGCCGGGAGCUCUCCCACUGGACUGCGAGGGACCCCCCGACCCGGCCGCCCCCCCCCCCGCAACACGCCUCUCCCCCGAUCCUCCCCCCACCCCCGGCCCCAGGGUCGGGGAGCGGGACCACGGCGCGCGCGCGGGGGCCGCCGCGCCUGCCCAGCCCCGUCGGGCCGCAGCCCCCAAGCCCGCGUUGGGUGGGGGCCGGCUGUCGUGAAAAGGGCCAGUGGAUAUUUUUCAAUAAAAGCCUUUUGUUUUGCA